AAGCAUCAGAGAACCCACACAGGGGAGAAACCUUUUGAAUGCUCAGAGUGUGGAAAGAGAUUCAGUGAGAGUGGCCAUCUUCAGAAGCAUCAAAGAACCCACACAGGGGAGAAACCUUUUGAAUGCUCAGAGUGUGGAAAGAGGUUCAGUCAGAAUGGCAAUCUUCAGCAGCAUCAGAGAACCCACACAGGGGAGAAAUGUUUUGGAUGCUCAGAGUGUGGAAAGAGAUUCAGUCACAGUAGCAGUCUUAAACUGCAUCAGAGAACCCACACAGGGGAGAAACCAUUUGAAUGCUCAGAGUGUGAAAAGAGAUUCAGUCGGAGUGACAGUCUUCAGAAGCACCAAAGAACCCACACAGGGGAGAAGCCUUUUGAAUGCUCAGAGUGUGGAAAGAGAUUCAGUGAGAGUAGCAGUCUUCAGAAGCACCAAAGAACCCACACAGGGGAGAAACCUUUUGAAUGCUCAGAGUGUGGAAAGAGAUUCAGUCGGAAUGGCAAUCUUCACCUGCAUCAAAGAACCCACACAGGGGAGAAACCUUUUGAAUGCUCAGAGUGUGGAAAGAGAUUCAGUCAGAGUGGCCAUCUUCAACUGCAUCAGAGAACCCACACAGGGGAGAAACCUUUUGAAUGCUCAGAGUGUGGAAAGAGAUCCGGUCUCAAUAGCAGUUUUCAACAUCAUCAAAGAACCUACACAGGGGAGAAACAUUUUGAAUGGUCAGAGUGUGGAAAGAGAUUCAGUCGGAAUGGCAAUCUUCACCUGCAUCAAAGAACCCACACAGGGAAGAAACCUUUUGAAUGCUCAGAGUGUGGAAAGAGAUUCAGUCAGAGUGACCAUCUUCAACUGCAUCAGAGAACCCACACAGGGGAGAAACCUUUUGAAUGCUCAGAGUGUAGAAAGAGAUUCAGUCACAAUAGCAGUCUUCACCUGCAUCAAAGAACCCACACAGGGGAGAAAUCGUUUGAAUGCUCAGACUGUGGAAAGAGAUUCAGUUGGAAUGGCAAUUUUCAAGUGCAUCGAAGAACCCACAGAAGGGGGAAAAAUGUAGCUGCUUAG
This is a messenger RNA of Gekko japonicus, 1053 nucleotides long. Its product is annotated as zinc finger protein 2 homolog. The annotation marks the transcript as partial. Gene Ontology annotation, biological process: negative regulation of transcription by RNA polymerase II. The transcript has 2 exons. The record is from RefSeq and is a predicted model, not a curated record. Gene Ontology annotation, molecular function: DNA-binding transcription repressor activity, RNA polymerase II-specific. NCBI's taxonomy places the organism in Eukaryota, Metazoa, Chordata, Lepidosauria, Squamata, Gekkonidae.